This is a messenger RNA of Meira miltonrushii, 930 nucleotides long. RefSeq lists its product as uncharacterized. The record is from RefSeq and is a predicted model, not a curated record. Bases 171 to 755 code for a protein of 194 amino acids. Gene Ontology annotation, biological process: exon-exon junction complex disassembly. NCBI's taxonomy places the organism in Eukaryota, Fungi, Basidiomycota, Exobasidiomycetes, Exobasidiales, Brachybasidiaceae. Gene Ontology annotation, molecular function: RNA binding. Gene Ontology annotation, cellular component: cytoplasm; exon-exon junction complex. The transcript has a single exon.
AAGUGCAGACAAAGACGCACAUUCAAAGAAGAUCGAGAGUUUCAUCUUUCUUACAUUAUCAAUCCUUCUUCAUUUUAAGCAAGGCAAGUGAUGUCAGUCAAUCAAAGCAUACAACGCUUGCAGUGAAGAUACGAUCGAUCACAACGUACAUAAAAGGCUUCGGAAGGAGGAUGGAAAGAUCUUCCUCAAAGACAUCUGCAAGUGGAAUAAUAGAUGAUCCAAAUGCUGCUAGUAAUGGUCUAGGAGCAAAGCAGAGGAUCAUUCCCGAAAGUAGAAGGGCAGAUGGUAGUAUACGUAAGGAAAGAAAGGUAAGACCAGGAUUCACGCCCGUUGAAGAUGUAGCCAGAUUUGUACCUUCGAGAGUAAGGCAAGCAAGAGCAGACGCUGCUGCAAGUGGAUCGAAAUUGAGUACGAAUGGAGUUGCAAGUAGAGAAACACGAAGCUCCACGGAAUCGAAGAAGUCAUCAACCCAUGCUAAACUCGUAGGGCAGGACAGAAAGCCACAGAUUGCUUCAAGCUCUCCUUCAGAAACCUCCGAUGCUAACUCACACACAGAUUCAAACAAAGAAUUGCCAGGCAAGACCACCUCAACAAAUGGCAAUGUCAAACACAUCAAAAAGCCUCCUUCAUCAGACGUUCCUGAAUCGUGGGAUGACGAUGACCAUAGCGGCGAUCAAGUUGAAAGAAAGGAUGAUACAUCUGUAGACGAGAUCACAAAAGAACUGCAAUCGGUCAAUAUUAAGAACGGCAUCUAGGCAUAACCUCGUAUGUAGUUGGACUUUGUAAUAGUAAUCUUGUAAGCAUAUGCAAUUGCUAUUUGUAACACUAGAAUACAAUGAAUGCAACAAAUCUCCUUCUUCUUCAUACCAAAGGCAUAUCACGCACAAAUGACAAAGUGCCCAUGCAGUAUUGUACAAGAUCCAACAAUCG